CCCAGCCCCGCCCGGCCCGGGAGACCCCGUGCUGCCUGUCGGGGAGGCGGCAAGAUGGCGGCUGCAGGCUGAGCCCAGGCGGGCGGGGGUGGUGGUGGAGGAGGGGGAGGAGAAGGUGGUGAAGCCGGAGCCCAAGCCCGAAGUCCGAGUCAGCGCGGCCGCCCACAGCGCCCCUCAAUACCGGAGCCCGGUCCGGCCCGCCAACGGGGGACGGGGACGAGAACGGCAGGAGGAAGGAGUAACCGCAGCGGCGGCGAUGAGGGUUUAAAACAAGAAGGCGGCGGGAAGCGCUUUGUCCGGCCCCCCCUGUCAGCGGGGGCCCGCGGCUUGGUCUCGGGCCUAGUCUCUGGCAGGAUGAGGGCCGUGUGAGGCGAUUUAUUUCACCUCCGCCGUUUUAAUUCUGGGUUGUGGCUGUCAUUGUUUUGUUCGAAGCGGGGAGAUCGGAGCGGCCUCCUGCCGCGGCCAUGGCGGACACCCGGCGGCGGGUAAAGGUUUACACGCUCAACGAGGACCGGCAGUGGGAUGAUCGUGGCACCGGGCACGUCUCCUCCAGCUACGUGGAGCGCUUGAAGGGAAUGUCCCUCCUGGUACGGGCCGAGUCUGAUGGUUCUCUUCUCCUCGAAUCGAAAAUAAAUCCUAAUACAGCUUAUCAAAAACAACAGGAUACAUUGAUUGUGUGGUCAGAAGCAGAAAACUAUGACUUGGCCCUCAGCUUUCAAGAAAAGGCAGGUUGUGAUGAAAUAUGGGAAAAGAUAUGCCAGGUCCAAGGCAAGGACCCCUCAGUGGACAUUACGCAGGAACUCGUGGAAGAGUCUGAGGAGGAGCGUUUUGAUGACAUGUCAUCUCCAGGUUUGGAGCUUCCACCGUGUGAGCUGAGCAGACUGGAAGAGCUGGCAGAACUGGUCGCUGCAUCGCUACCCUCGCCCCUGCGGCGAGAGAAGCUGGCACUUGCACUGGAAAACGAGGGCUACAUAAAGAAACUCUUGGAACUCUUUCACGUGUGUGAGGACUUGGAAAACGUCGAAGGACUGCACCACUUGUACGAAAUAAUCAAGGGAAUUUUCCUUUUGAACAGAACUGCACUUUUUGAAGUCAUGUUUUCAGAAGAAUGUAUAAUGGACGUAAUAGGAUGCCUAGAAUAUGACCCUACUUUAUCCCUGCCAAGAAAACACAGAGAAUUCCUGACAAAGACAGCUAAGUUUAAAGAGGUUAUUCCCAUAUCUGAUCCAGAACUUAAACAGAAAAUUCAUCAGACGUACAGAGUGCAGUACAUACAGGAUAUGGUUCUACCUACACCCUCCGUAUUUGAGGAAAACAUGUUAUCAACACUUCACUCCUUCAUCUUUUUUAAUAAAGUUGAAAUAGUUGGUAUGCUUCAGGAAGAUGAGAAGUUCUUGACAGAACUUUUUGCACAGUUAACGGAUGAUAGCACGGAUGAUGACAAAAGACAGGAACUGGUGAAUUUUCUGAAAGAAUUUUGUGCAUUUUCUCAAACAUUGCAACCUCAAAACAGAGAUUCGUUCUUCAAGACUUUAUCAAAUAUGGGCAUUUUGCCAGCACUUGAGGUUAUUUUGGGUAUGGAUGACGUUCAGGUGCGAAGUGCAGCCACUGAUAUAUUUUCCUAUUUGGUUGAGUAUAAUCCCUCCAUGGUACGAGAAUUUGUCAUGCAGGAAGCUCAACAAAAUGAUGAUGAUAUCCUCCUCAUUAAUCUCAUCAUUGAACAUAUGAUUUGUGAUCCAGAUCCUGAGCUCGGCGGUGCAGUCCAACUUAUGGGACUACUCCGCACACUGGUCGACCCUGAGAACAUGUUGGCCACAGCCAACAAAACCGAGAAGACCGAGUUCCUGAGUUUCUUUUAUAAACACUGCAUGCAUGUCCUGACUGCCCCCUUGCUGGCGAAUACCACUGAGGAGAAGCCCAGCAAAGGUGAGGCAUCUCCGUAUAAUGAAGACUUCCAGACAGCUCAGCUUUUAGCCUUAAUUUUGGAAUUACUCACCUUCUGCGUGGAGCAUCACACCUAUCAUAUUAAGAACUACAUUAUAAACAAGGACAUUUUGCGGAGAGUGCUCGUACUGAUGGGCUCCAAGCACGCCUUUGUGGCCUUGUGUGCACUGCGCUUCAUGAGGAAAAUAAUUGGUUUGAAAGACGAGUUCUACAAUCGCUACAUUAUGAAAGCUUUUCUGUUCGAGGCUGUGGUGAAGGCAUUUCUGAACAACGGGUCCCGCUACAACUUGCUAAAUUCGGCCAUCAUUGAAAUGUUUGAGUUCAUCAGAGUGGAAGACAUCAAAUCCCUGACAGCUCAUGUCAUAGAAAAUUACUGGAAAGCACUUGAAGACGUGGAUUAUGUGCAGACUUUCAAAGGACUGAAAUUGCGAUAUGAGCAACAAAGGGAAAGGCAAGAUAAUCCAAAACUUGACAGUAUGCGUUCCAUCUUGCGAAAUAACAGGUACCGAAGAGAUGCCCGCACUCUGGAGGAAGAGGAGGAGAUGUGGUUCAACACUGAAGAGGAUGAGAUGGAAGAUGGGGAGCCAGUAAUAUUACCAACUGACAAGUCCAAGAAUGAUGACGAAAUCAUGGAUCAUUUCGGCAAAUUCAUUGAGAGGAAAAAAUUGAAAGAUGGGGAUGAGAAGGAGGUCCUAACAAAGAGCACUCUGACAGGAAGACAAAGCCCCAGUUUCAAGCUUUCCUUCUCCAGCAGCACCAGCAGCGGAAGCAGCAAGCCCAGCCUCACCAGCCAGUCAGCCUCAAGCAAUUCACCUGGGUCUCCAGGCUCCCCGGGAUCUCCAGGGUCACCCGGAUCAAUAGCCAAAAGCACACCUCACACGGCAGCUAUUACAACCAAGGGAGGUCUGAUCGGCCUAGUAGAUUACCCAGAUGAUGACGAUGAGGAGGAGGAGGAGGAAGAGGAGGAGGAAGAUGGUGAGGAGAAAGAGCCGUCAGCGCCUCUGACGAAGAAGUCUAGGCUUGGAUCCUAAUGAUGGCCCACCCCCUUCAAACCUUGCCCAGAGACUCUUCCCGACCAGGCUCACACGUAAAAUAAAAAAAGGGUGUCCGAACCGUCGCCUCUCACACAGAUGAAACGUACACGUGGAAUUCUGCUGAUCAAGUGCCAAUCCACCGAAGCUGGAAAACAUGCAAAAACACAACAAAGAAAAAAAAAAGACAUCAGAACAAAGGAAUUGGAACUUGUUGACACCCAUGUGUAUUCAGGCUUUGACCUCACUCUACCCCUUUCUCAGGGAAGGAAGAAAAAAAUAAAACAGCGGCUCGUGAGGGUGGAGAGUGUUGUUUUUUUUUCCUUGUGCUAUGUAAAGUAGCAUGACCGACUGGGUUUUUUUUUUGGUUGAGUCUGUAAAACGGUGUGUCGGGUUGGUCUUUGGGAGAGCGUGGUGAUAUCCAGCAGUAAUUUCUCCCCAGGAGUGCCAGCAGUUUUCUCCUCGUUGUUCAAAGACUUCCCUUUGCAUUGUACAUUCAGGACAUCGACAUCACGAUGAAAAAAAAAAAAAAAGGCAUUUUAAAAGUACCUCUGUGGGGAGGGCUGAGAGGACAAUUUUUUUCUCUUUUUAACCAGUGAACUUUACAACUGCAUAAUUUUUUGAGGACCCCCCCCGCCCCCAUCCCACCCCAUCCCUCUGACUAAAAAAAGUGAAUGGAAUUUCUAGAUGUGAUCAUUUUUGUUUCAUAUCUUACAUUUUCUUCAAAUUUUUUUCUUGAGUGUACACUUAGUUGUUUAAGUAUAUUUGGGACCAUUAAAGAAAUUCUUUGAUGUAAUGUA
Molecule: messenger RNA, 3775 nt
Organism: Amblyraja radiata (thorny skate)
Lineage: Eukaryota; Metazoa; Chordata; Chondrichthyes; Rajiformes; Rajidae
Product: serine/threonine-protein phosphatase 4 regulatory subunit 3A
Exons: 15
Coding region: 465-2975 (836 amino acids)
Biological process (GO): DNA damage response; protein dephosphorylation
Cellular component (GO): nucleoplasm; protein phosphatase 4 complex
Molecular function (GO): protein phosphatase activator activity
Source: RefSeq, a predicted model, not a curated record